Molecule: messenger RNA, 546 nt
Organism: Sphaeroforma arctica JP610
Lineage: Eukaryota; Ichthyosporea; Ichthyophonida
Exons: 2
Coding region: 1-546 (181 amino acids)
Source: RefSeq, a predicted model, not a curated record
AUGGCCUGUAUGCGCUUGAACAUGUCGUUGUUGUUCGUGGUGGUGGACAGUCUACUCAUCACGGCCGAGAACUGCGACCAAUUAGAAGAGACCAACGAAAGGGAAGAGAAGAGAAGAGAAGCAAAUACUACAACCUACCACACUCAAACCAUACUGCAACCUACCACACUCAAACCAUACCACAACCUACCACACUCAACCCAUACUACAACCUACCACGCUCAAACCAUACCACAACCUACCACACUCGACCCAUUCUACAACCUACCACGCUCAAACCAUACCACAACCUACCACACUCAAAGUAUAGGGUCGCACCCCAAUGAGUCGGGUCUGUCUUCGCAUACCUUGUCAGCUACAUCUGAGGCCUGCUUCUUGUACGUAGCAUCUUCAGACUCUCCAGUAGCCCUCCCUGGCUUCGUGCUGUUCUGGCGUGUUAUAUUCCGGCCGGCUUUAUUCUCCAUCACAUACGUUUUGAUCAAAGCCGUUUUCUGCGCGGAUGCGGAGGGAGUGGAUGUGAGUCCAGAGUGGGAAUGUGGGCGUUAA